Molecule: messenger RNA, 1712 nt
Organism: Fragaria vesca subsp. vesca
Lineage: Eukaryota; Viridiplantae; Streptophyta; Magnoliopsida; Rosales; Rosaceae
Product: nudix hydrolase 20, chloroplastic-like
Exons: 9
Coding region: 1-1077 (358 amino acids)
Molecular function (GO): 8-oxo-dGDP phosphatase activity
Source: RefSeq, a predicted model, not a curated record
AUGGCCUUCGUCCACUCCUCUUCUUUCACCUCCUCUCCUUUUCGCGCUUUCCCCAACCUCAAAACGCCGUCGUUUCUCUCACGCUCCACCUUCCCUCUCCACAACCUCCUCACUCGCCGCCGCUCCUCACUCACAGCCUCCGAUGUCUCCUUCACCUGGGACGACGCCUUCUGGAUUUCCCAGCCGGAAGCCCUCCCCGACGACCCUUCCGAUCUCAGAGGCUACUCCGACAGGAUCAAAGCCUGCAACCGCGGAGUCGAAAUGCAAUCGGAGUUUCGUCCGUUCGUGAUUGAGGACCAAAUCGUCGGUUACAUUCACAACCGGUUUGCUGAGAAUUUACGGAGUUACCGUGACGUUUUUACUUUUCUACCGGGGAAAGUAACUCUGCAUUCUUCGCUGAGCUCAGCGGAGGAUAGGACUAGAGCUGUUGGGGAUGUAAUUAAGAGCUUAGGGGAAGAAUCGAUUCCAGGUAUAAGAAAUGAGUUGUACCCGGUGACUUCGGCUUUUGGGGCUCCGGUAUAUUUCUCUCUUGAACGUGCAGCUGCUCCUUACUUUGGAAUAAAGGCUUAUGGAAUUCAUAUGUGUGGCUAUGUUGAGAAAGACGGGAAGAAAUUUCUAUGGUUAGCAAAGAGAAGUCAACAGAAACCUACCUAUCCUGGGAUGCUUGAUCAUCUUGUAGCUGGUGGACUGCCUCAUGGGGUAGCGUGUGGGGACAAUGUUGUAAAGGAAUGUGAAGAGGAAGCUGGAAUACCAAGCUCCAUUUCUAGGGGUGCUGUACCAGUUGGUGCUGUUUCAUAUAUGGACAUUAAUGGGUAUAGCUACAAAAGGGAUGUCUUGUUUUGCUAUGAUUUAAAACUCCCUGAGAGUUUCAUGCCUGAGAAUCAAGAUGGAGAGGUGGAGAGCUUCAAGUUGAUCCCUGUGACUCAUGUUGCAAACAUCAUCCGGAGGACACAGUUUUUCAAGCCAAAUUGUUCACUUGUCAUCAUUGAUUUCCUGUUUCGACAUGGGUAUAUUAGUCCCGAAUGCUUCGGAUAUCUGGAUUUAUUACAAAGUUUGAGAAGCGGGAGUUGUUCCUAAUAUAAAUUUUUAUUGUACUUUACCCGUAGAGGCUAUCUUAAAAUCUGGGAGAGUGAGACAUUGCUUGGAAGAACACUAAUGUUCAAACGUUGAUAUUCCUGUUUUUCUCGUUUUACUGGCAAAGCAUAAAAAACCGAACACUAGUGUCUCCCGAGACUGGAAAAGUGAGGCUACAGUUUUUUUGUUUGUAUGUAAUGGAAAUUCUCCAUUUGCAAGGUUUUGAUAAUUAAGACUGGCGAAUUCAGUCCUCUGACCUCAUCGAUGGAAAUAGCAGACAUUGGUAAAUUCGAUUUCCCUUCACAUGUUGCUGCUAGGGUCUUAUGCAUCCCCUUAAGUCGAAGGCCUAGUCCGGACGGAUUGGCAUGGAGUUUAGAGAAGAAGGUUUCUACUCUGUCAAGUCUUCGUAUUGAGUAGCAAGGGAUCAAGUAUUGCAAACUGUGCUGACGUCUACAUCACAGGGUGACCCCUUCAAGUUACUCUGGUAGAAACUACGAAAGGAAGAGAGUUUGCAAAGCUGUUAAUGCGAAACUGGGCAAUAUGGAAGAACCACAUCAAUGUGGUAUGGAAUGGUGAAGGGCAGACAGCACAGGACAUCGUAUAGAGAACCAUGGCAUGGCUCACUGAGUUCCAAAAAG